UCUCGGCGUCAGCAGCACACAUCUUGGGGGACAUCUGCAGAGAGCGAUAUGAGGCUGUUCUGCCGAUGGUUCGACUGCUGCUCCACCACAAUCGCUUUGUGCCUUUUGUCUCUGCUGUGGCAGCGCUAGAGCUGGACAACACUCAGGAGGCUAACACUAUAUUCCGUGGUAACUCACUGGCAACACGCUGCAUUGAUGACAUGAUGAAGAUUGUAGGAAAGAAUUACCUGGCGGUUACCCUGAAGCCUGUAAUAGAUGAGAUUUGUGAAUCCAACAAGACAUGUGAGAUAGACCCCAUAAAACUAAAGGAAGGUGACAACGUGGAGGUCAACAAGGAGAAUCUUCAGGGUUAUGUCCAGAAAGUCUUUUCCUCCAUCACCCAGUCCAGUUCCACAUGUCCCCCACUUAUGUGUGAUGUCUUCAGGUCACUGAGACACUUGGCCUGCAAACGCUUUCCAGCUGACCCACAUGUUCAGUACUCAGCUGUUAGCAGCUUCGUGUUCCUGCGGUUCUUUGCGGUCGCUGUGCUUUCUCCGCACUCCUUCCAACUCCGCUCCCACCAUCCUGAUCCUGAGAUUUCCCGCACACUUACACUCAUCUCAAAAACAAUCCAGACCCUGGGCAGCUGGGGCAGUUUGUCCAAAAAACUGUCUAGUUUCAAAGAAACCUACAUGUAUGAUUUCUUCAAAUCAUUCCAAGAGGACAAGUGCAUCGAAAAAGUUAAAAAGUUUCUUGAUGAGAUCUCCUCUAACGUCAGCAAGGAGUCCAGUGGGCUAGAGGAUGCGGUGGUUCUAAAGGAGGGGGAAGUACAGAAACGUGCCCAGGGGAGAAAACGCCUUGGCAAGAAAAACUUUAAGAAGAGGUGGCUCAGUGUGACCAACAGGGAGCUCUCCUACCGCAAACAUAAAGGGAAAGAGGCCCUCUGCAUCAUCAAUGUCAAAAAUAUCCAGGCAGUGGAGAAACUGGAUGAAAGUGCCUUUAACCGCAAAAACAUGUUUCAGGUGGUCCAUUCCGAGAAGCCUCUGUACGUGCAAGCUGGAAACUGUGUAGAGGCAAGCGAGUGGUUGGAGGUCCUGGGCCAGGUCAUUCGCUGCAACGAGGGACGCCUGGCCACCUUCCAUCCGUCAAAUUACACCAGUGGAGCCUGGCAGUGCUGCAAAAGCCAGAGUAGCAGCGCAGCAGGCUGUAAACCCUGCACAAUCACCGUGCUGGCGAACCUGCAGCUGGACAUAGACUGUGACCGGGAAACGGAGAGAAUUUUCUCCCUCCUCUCCUCAAACGACACCAAGCUCCAGGACAUGGAGGAUGCAUGUGCAAGUAUGGCAGUUUACCAGGGCCCUCAGCGGGAGCAGGAGGAAUACUCAAAGUUCACCAUUCAGGAACCCAAAGAGACCUUUCAGACACUCAAACAGCUCCGAAACGUCAUGGAGGAACUUCAGAGGCAACACAACAUCAGGAGUGACACCACAGCGCAGUACGGAAGCCUGGACAACCCCAUAGUAGGGAAAACCUCUUAACCAGGGCGUGGAGGUGUGGCCUGAAACAGCCAUACCAGCAGGUGCCAGUACUACACAGAGAGCCUAAACUGUCCUAAAGGAGCCCUGGGAGUCUGUCACCCAGCGGGGAACGCCCACUGUGUGUCCCGGUGAAGAACAAAUGAAUACACCCUGACCUCUAGGCAUCAUGAGUCCACUACAGUAGUGACAGCCUAAGAACGGGAACCAGACUAGCUCUUGAGCUUUUCCAGGAUCUCUUCUUCUAAAUGAACAAAUCCCAUAGGUGUUGUUUUCUUUGGCAGUACGUCGCCUCCCUUCCUCUGCUUUGCAGGCCCCUUUUAUAAAGAGACGUUUUUCCUAGUCUUAAUUUAUGUCUUUUUUUUACGUCCACAUUUCUGUGAAAAAGGCAUCAUUAGAUGGUGUGUGAAUAGGCUGCUAAUUAUUUUUAUUCACCCAGUUUUAUAUCAACAGCUGUGAUGAUGCUCUCCCAAAUUUUUUUUGAGGUUUUGCGCUGACAUCUGUCUUUCAAGUUGAUUGAUUUUCAUCAUCUCUCUGGAGGAUUGUCCUCUAUGUGUGUCCCUCUUAUCUUUCUCUACUCGUUUAGUGUCCUUCCUCUUCUGAACAAAUAUUAAGUAUAUAUUUUUUCAGAGGACAGUUGAGUAGAUGAAACCAAUAUGCCUUACUUUGAUGGAUGUUUCUUUCACAUUAAAUGCUGAGGGAAUAAUGCAGAAGCACUUUAAAUAUUUGGAGCACUCCAAAUGGAAAUGAUUAGAUACUUGGUAUCGGCUUUCCCCAUUUUGAUCAGUUACAUGAUCUUGAGUACAUUUUGUUUUGUUUCAUUCCUGUACAAUGACAUUUAUAGCCUGUAGAUUUUAAAAUAUUUUCCUCAACCAAAGACGAUUUCAUAGGUUUGACUUGAAAAAAGAAUUAUGUAUUUUGAAUACAAAUGUUUUAAAAAUGGAAACAAAUUAUAUAUGUGUGUGUGUGUGUGUGUGUGUGUGUGUGUGUGGUUUCAUAUCAUUUACUUUUUAGUGACUUAAGGCAAGCAGACUGCAUGCGUUUUGAGUCCUGAUAGCACAUGAUUGUGGUGUAGAGUUAUAUUUCCCUGUGAUUGUGAAUCGUAUUGGUACGGUGUACAUCAGAUCUGUGUUGUCAUGUUCAGAGCAUCGCAACAUCUUUAGUGGCUUAUGUAAGAACUGAUGGAGAAGAGUCGAUCAGAAUAACAAUAAAUCUAACUAAAUUAAUCCAGACAAUCGCAGCAAUCAACAAACACCUUUAUUCUUUUUUUUUUUUCUUCUUCCAACCAGCAGCACUCGGCAGCUCCAGCUGUUGGACCUGAUGGUUUUAGAGAAUGUGGUUUAAAGUUUCCCACAGCUGUUAGGUGUAGCUCUCCACUGCCAGAACAGUCAAGAAAAGUCUGUGUAUUAAAUUAUUAAACAAGUUUAAAUAGAUCAAUCAUUGAUAAUGAUAAAACACAUUAUUGCACUCAUAUCACACAUUUUUAUUAGAAGGUAGUAGGGCUGCAUCUGAUCAAUACAGUAAUAGAAAGUAGUAUAUAUUAAAAAAAUAAAUAAAAUUAUAAAUGCUUAUCUCAAGUUAUCAGAGCAGAACACAAAUUUACAUUUUCAGUUUAUGAUAUGAAACUGAUACAAGCAACCAAAUCCUCACAAUUUAAACUACUCACCAGCAAAUUUUAAAUUAUUUUGCUGUCAGUAGACUUAUCGGUUAAUCCACCAAUAAUUUUUCUGCGCUGGAGAAAUCUGAUGAACAGUCAGACUUUGAUUCAAUCCUGGUUUUGUCUUUUUGUUUUUAGCCCAUUUGAACAAUGAAGUGUUGAAAAGAUACAAAAGAAACUUGAAUUUAUUUUAACAAAAGUUGAACAUUUUAACGCUGACAAUGCAGCGUUAAGUGUAUUUUUCUUUGUGUGUGGAAAUAAGUUGUUUUCAGAAGUUGUGUCUUUGGUCCUUCAUAUGUUUCUAACAUGCAUGUCUUGUGUAUUUAACAAUAUAUUUUUCUAGUAAAGGUUUGUUUGUUUUUGUUUUUUUUUAAACACUGAUUUAAUGUGUUGCUAUAUUGGUAUGGUACCUUGUUCUUUGUCCGCUUUUGUUUGUAUCCCUGAGUUGUUCCCUUCACAAACUGUAUGUGGUUGUAGAUGCUGCCAAACCUCCAUUUGUUGAUAGGUUGACGCAGUGUCACUGAAGUGAAUAUGUGUAAUGUCCCACCAGCUGCAGCUGGCACUGUGUUCACAUGCACGCUGUAAGUGAAUGAACUGCCUAAUCAGAGCCAAAAUACAACUGUAUAAAAUGAUUGAUUUUCAGAAAUUGAUCAUUGGAUCAACUUUCUCUCUGCUUGUGAAAGUUUUUCAGAAAAAAAAAAUAGUCGGGCCAAAUUUCCAAAACAAUAUGUGGGAUUGAAUCUUAACUAAUCAAAGCAUAAAGUUGUUUUCUAUACUUUAUUAGCUUGCAUGUCAACUCCAUUGCUAGUUUUAAUAAAGGCCAGUAAACUGGCAGUUAAUGUUCUCUGGUAGUGCGCUCACUUUCGUAUGAAGAUGAAUAUAUUUUGGUUUAUUUGCUUCUAAUAAGGGAAUUUUCUCGAUUUGUUAUUUCUUGUCCGCACAUUAUCCUAAAACAAAAAUAGUUCUUGUCAUGAUGUGGAAACGCAUGCAGUGUUGGACUGUGGCCAGUUUCAUAUAGUAAUUUUACCAAACUGAAAGGGACACGUUCAUAUGUGCUUUGAACUAUCAUAUGAAUCACAUCAAUCAAGGUAGUAGCCAGCUUGUACAUCUAACGUGUGUUUCAUAGCUUUUCAUUUUAAUUACGGAAAUGACAAAAGUCCAGGUUUAUGAAAGAACAAGAAAUUGAUUUCAGUUUACUCUCUACGGGAAUAAAAUUUCAAAACAAUGUUUUCUUUUCAGUGUGUGCUAUAAGAGACGAGAUCGAUAAACACUCUGUGUGGAGGCUUCAUGGGCUGCUGUUCAGUGCUGCAGACACAUCUGUCACUUCUUCUGAAUGUCUCCAUACUGUUUUAAUACUGUUUUAACAGUUGUCUUCAUUUUUAUACACAUUAAAUAUUUUAUUUUCCAUACAUGGUCUUUUCUGUGUCCAUUUGAAACAAUUUACAAUAAACACUUUGCCAAUG
Molecule: messenger RNA, 4634 nt
Organism: Micropterus dolomieu (smallmouth bass)
Lineage: Eukaryota; Metazoa; Chordata; Actinopteri; Centrarchiformes; Centrarchidae
Product: ras GTPase-activating protein 2-like
Exons: 14
Coding region: 66-1517 (483 amino acids)
Biological process (GO): intracellular signal transduction; regulation of GTPase activity
Source: RefSeq, a predicted model, not a curated record